Messenger RNA from Magallana angulata, 2429 nucleotides. Its product is annotated as peroxisomal sarcosine oxidase-like. Bases 96 to 1235 code for a protein of 379 amino acids. The transcript is spliced from 8 exons. Lineage: Eukaryota; Metazoa; Mollusca; Bivalvia; Ostreida; Ostreidae. Gene Ontology annotation, molecular function: flavin adenine dinucleotide binding; L-pipecolate oxidase activity; sarcosine oxidase activity. The record is from RefSeq and is a predicted model, not a curated record. Gene Ontology annotation, cellular component: peroxisome.
AAAACUUUUAGUUCACCAGAGGCACAACGUUUUGCUGUAUCUUCUUAUAACUCUCAUCAUACAGGAUUUUUUUUUACGGUUGACCAUAGGAGACUAUGUAUGACGUGGUGGUGGUGGGGGCGGGGAUCGAGGGGUCAGCCACGGCAUACAACCUGGCCAAGAACGGACAGAAAACCCUGCUUCUGGAGCAGUUCCCUCUGCCUCACUCCCGUGGGAGCUCUCACGGUCAGAGUAGAAUCACCCGGGUGGCGUACGGGAAGGAUGACCAUUACGCUGUGAUGAUGAAAGAAGGCGGGAAACUGUGGCGUUCCCUGGAGCGCGAGUCAGGGACCUCUAUUUUCUUGAACUGCGGUUGUCUUGCAGUUGGUAAACCAGACUUUCACUUCAUCAAAGGAACGAUAGCCUCGCUGUCGCGGCACGGCAUAAGUCACGAUAUCCUGACCCCUGGGGACCUGAGGGACAGGUACCCGAUGUUGUCCCUGCCGCCAGAUUACGUGGGGGUGUUUGACUACAGUGGAGGGGUACUGAGGGCGGACAAAGCUCUCAGGGCAUUUCAGACUCUGUUCGUCCAGUAUGGAGGUGAGUUGAGAGACGGUGAAGAGGUGACAGGUAUCCUACCUGGUUCUGAAGUCACCAUUGUGACGUCACAGGGAGAAUACAGGGCCAGGAAGGUCGUCCUCACGCUGGGACCAUGGGCCCCCAAAUUUUUGCCCAAGCUCGGCAUCAAUUUACCUUUAAAGACAGUGUUGACCCUGGUGCUUUACUGGAAAGAAAAAAAUAAGGGAGAGUUUUCUGCAGAUCGCUUUCCGACGUACAAAAAUGUCCGAGAGAAUGUGGAGGUGUACGCCUUACCUAGCCUAGAGUAUCCGGGACACGUCCGGGUGUGUUACCAUGACGGCCCGGAGACUGACCCUGACAGUCGAGAUAUGGCGGACACGGGGCGGAUCCUGAGUACGAUGAAGAGUUACGUCAGGGAGCACCUGCCCAGUCUACAGGACACGCCCUCUAUCGUCGAACCCUGCAUGUACACGAACACACCAGACUUGCAGUUUGUUCUAGAUCGACAUCCUAGCCAUAGGAAUAUCAUACUAGGAGUAGGAUUUUCAGGGCACGGGUUUAAGUUAGCCCCGGUUGUGGGUAAGAUUCUGUGUGAGCUGGCCAUGGAUAAGACCCCAUCCUACGACCUCACCCCCUGCCGUGUAGACAGGUUCUUCAACCCAAAAGCCCGGAUGUAACCACCUGGAUCUACAAUCCUCCUCAAACUGGAACCCCCAGUGUCUCUUAUUUUCAUGUAUGAAGAAAAUAGAAUUUUGUUUUAUAUCAUUGUCAUAAAGCGGUUGUUAAACUCAACUUUCAAUGUUUAUGGUUCUAAACUCCAUCAGUCAUCAUAAUAGAUUAACAAAACUGUAAAAUGUUUGGGAUUUCUACACAAAUACUAUGGAAAAUAUAUAUUGAAGAUAUUGACGGUGACUGUCGUUCUGAAUCAGUCCCUACUUUACGACUGACAGAGGACUGUAAAUACUUGAACAUUUUUUGUUUACAUCAGGUGGCGGUUGUAAACACUUGGCCACUGUGUUUAAGGGUUCUCUGUACUUUAAAACAAUUACAAAAACUCAUGUUGUAUGCGGUGUAAUAUGUUUAGGAUAAUUGGUCCAGUUUACAUGUACAUAUGUCUGUGCAGCUAGUGACGUUUACAGGUAAUGAGGUCAGUACUGAAUGAAUGGGCGUGCAGUAUUGACAUGCAUGCAGGGUCAUGACCUUAGUAGAGAAAACACAACGAUCAUGUCAACCAAGAUAGUAUAUCAUGGGUCUGUGUUGUCGAUUUGAUCUCGCCCUUUGUUGCUGGUAUGCAAUAGUAUGUCCUACAUAGAACAGCUGACUGGUUAUCCAGUAGACACGGCCCUAUUGUUAUCCCCUUACCUGCUGUUAACACUCAUUUUAUAGCAGCUGCUGGAGGUCUUAUAAUACAUGGAAACAGCCGCAGUGUAUGGAAAACAGCCAUAUACCUCAGUCUUUUACGAUAUCAUUAUCAAAUUAAUGCAGUGUAGAUUAAGGGCACUGUGUAGAGGAUUAAGGAGGACAGGGAUAGACAGAAGAAAGAUAAUCUUUCGUCCUGUAAGACCCAUUGAAUCUUAUUUUCCCGUAGACUCACGGUUUUGAUCGCGGCGACUCAGAACAAAUCAUUGCCAGGGACAGGGAGGACUUUUCUUGAUCUCUAUAACAAAAAAAAUCCAAUCUACUUAAUUUGAUUCCGCGCUGGUUUACAAACUUUUUAUCUUGUGUCUGUACAUAUUUAUUUUAGGUCAUCAACUAUCCUGACAUAUAAGUGGUCGCUGUGUAUCAACUUGAUAUAAAUUAAAUACAGUCGCACCCCCAAUUCUUCACAAUAUGUGUGUAUACUUAAAUGUGAAAUAAAGGGGUAAAAUACA